GGUUCGUGUGUUCUGUGCAGGUAAUGUUUAGUUUUCGAUAUGGAAAUUGAUAACGAAAAAUUGAUUAGUGCCGUUCGUGAAAAGUCUCCGUUGUGGAACAUGAAAGACAAAAGGUAUCAUUCUCGUGAUGUACAGAUGAAAUUGUGGUCGAAAGUUGCAGAAGAAGUAGGUAUUAAUAAUAAUGUGAACGAAGUAAAGAAAAAGUGGAAAGGACUGCGCGAUGUAUUUAGAAGAGAAUAUAAAAAAGUCUACAAAUCAGGAGAUGAGGCGCCGGAGGAAGGUUCGUCUUCAUGGACGUUCUUCGACCAGAUGCUGUUCCUCUCCGACAUAAUUGAGGGGAAAUGUUGCCUCUCCAGAAAGAACACCUUCUCGAAAUGAUGACGGAGACGCUAUUGCCGAUGAAGAUGAUUUGUCUCAUUUGGAAUCACCACAAACAGUUGUCACUUACCAAGGAGAAGUUAAUAUGUCAUCGAGCGAAACCAGAAAGAUGGAACUCCCAGUACCUGCAAGCAACUAUCAGAUGCGUAGAAAACAGCAUGAUACACAACCAGAUAAUGCUGAAGUUCGUCCUGUUGGUUCUCUAAUAACACCUACAACUAGCAAUCCUAUACGUAAAAAAAUAAACCAGCAGACAUCACGGUUGAAAAUAAAUUUCUAGAAAUCGAGAGGGCUAAGUUACAGUUAUCUACCAAACAUGGUGUUAACAAAGAAGGAGACAGCUUUUGGUAAGUCUUCUUCCAUACCUAAAAAAAGUUCCAGAACACCGCAAAUUGAAUGUAAGAAUAAACUUCAGCAAGUUCUUAUUGAUGAAGGAGAGCAAUGCAACAGAUCCUCGCAUAUCCCAUCUCUCUACACACCAACACCGGUACCCUCGCCUUGGACCAGCGAAACAAGUGGACCCUCAUGGACAAUUCAAACGUCUAACUUACCUUCAGGCGAGAUUAAUACUGGUUUGCGACAAUAUUUCGGGAACUUUUCAGAUACCCAGUAACUGUGUUAUAUAGGCUAAUACCAAUCAGGCGCAAUAAGAAUUACAAAAAGUUUACAUAUUGUCUGUACU
Messenger RNA from Leptinotarsa decemlineata (Colorado potato beetle), 1060 nucleotides. RefSeq lists its product as uncharacterized. Lineage: Eukaryota; Metazoa; Arthropoda; Insecta; Coleoptera; Chrysomelidae. The record is from RefSeq and is a predicted model, not a curated record.